This is a messenger RNA of Chelonoidis abingdonii (Abingdon island giant tortoise), 3578 nucleotides long. Lineage: Eukaryota; Metazoa; Chordata; Testudines; Testudinidae. The record is from RefSeq and is a predicted model, not a curated record.
CUCAGCAGCCGGGAGAGCAGCGGCGGCUGCGGCGCGCGUCUCCGGGCCAGCGGGGAGUCAGCUGGUCGCGGCAGCGCCAAGGGAGACCUUGGAGGUGCUGGAAGGCAUGGACUGUGAGCACACUGCAGUUCCACAAAUCACCAUUCAUGGCAGGAGUCCAGCUGUGCCUUAACCUGGCAAAGGAAAAGGGUAGGAUCGGACAGAUCGGGAAUUGCCCAUGAGUGGAGGGCCUUGGAGACCAGAGCCCAGUCAUCAGCAAACAGAGUGAGGACAUCAUUAUGGUGGACACUCCUGCAGAAUGCGGCCAGGGCAGGGCAGAGUUUGGCAGAGUCUUUACUGGUUUUGUGCCCACAGAGCUGGCAGUAAUGGCAAAAAUCAGCAAGCUUGCGCCUGUACUGAGGGACUGCAGGCCCAUGGCAGCUGCUGGUGCCACCACUCUGAUCUGUGGGGACUGUGGCAAGAGCUUUGCCAGGAAGUCAGACUUCAAAGUGCACCAGCGGAUCCAUACGGGUGAGAGGCCCUACAAGUGCUCCUACUGCAGCAAGGGCUUCUACCAGGCCUCCAUGGUGCGGCGGCACGAGCGCACACACACUGGCGAGAAGCCCUACCGCUGCUCUGUGUGCGAUAAGUCCUUCGCCCGCUCCACCUCGUUACUGAUCCACCAGAACACUCAUACCGGCGACCGGCCAUAUGAGUGUCCCUUCUGCGAGAAGACUUUCUCUGACCCCUCCACCCUGCUCCAGCAUCGCAAGAUGCACAUGGGUCUCAAGCCCUUCCAUUGUGGCAUCUGCAACAAGUCCUUCAGCCAGUCAUCCAGCUUCACCUUCCACCGGGCUACUCACACCAAUGACCGCCCCUUUGUCUGCUCCGAGUGCGGCAAGGCCUUCAUCCGCUCCACUGCCCUGCUCAAGCACCAGCAGACCCACAUCCAGAAGGCCUUUCGCUGUGGGGAGUGCAGCAAGGUUUUCCCCAAGCUCUCAGGCCUCCGCUCCCACCAGCGGAUGCAUGCCCAAGGCCACCGGAUAGAGAUAGAGUUGAGGGAGAAAGAGCGGAGCUGCUGGGAUGUUUCCACGCUGAGGUUCCAAGCCCAUGACCCUCUGCCCCAGGACUGUCCCCUGAUCCUGAAAGCAGAUAUUCAGAAGCAGAAGUGGAAAAUGGCAAGCAUAGAAUGCUCUGAGAGACUGGACCAGGAAUACCCCAGCAGCAGUUUGGCUCAGGAAUCCUAUGGGGACAGAAAGAGGACCAUGAACACAUGGUGUGAAAAUGAUGAAGGCGAUGAGGAGGAGGAAGCUGAGGAAAGUGACAGUGAUCAUUUUGGGAACGGCAUGCAGAAGGUCCAAGAUCCGGUGUCCAGCAGCUCCAUGCCGAAGGACAGCAUGGCAGAGGACCUUCUGUAUGAGGAAGACAAGAUCUUUUAUGAGACCUUUACCCUUAUCAAUGCCAACGGCGUGGCCAAGAAGUUGAACAUGAUGGUCAGUCUUCGCACCAAGAGUGAUGAGGGCAAUGAGGAAAGCAACAAGGAGACAUUGUGUCAGAAGUGGCAUAGCCGGCCAGCGAGGAAGCCUGCUGUUCUUCGGCACAGCCCGCAGGGCAUAAAGCACUUUGGCAGGAUGCUGCCAAGCUCAACCGAGUACGUGGACACUGUGGUUACCCUGGACAGCCAUUUGGAUGACCCAGCCAAGGACAGCCUGCCGUGCAAUGGCAUGGAAAGCAUCAAGAGCUACGUGACCAGGAAAGUAGACGGUGAGGUGUUCCCAGGAAAUCCAAGUAUGGACUUCAGCAAGCCAGGGGGGAGCAAAGAACUUCCUCUGAAAAGCAAAAGAGGGGUGAAGUGGCUGAACCCGAAAGCUGCCAACAAGCCAGCCGAGAUAGCAGGAAGUGUCAGGGCCCUGAAAGCAGCCACGGUGAGGAGGAUCAGGAUUGAGACGCAGCAGGUGGGCAGCAGCGAGCUGGAGGAGCGGCCUUACAAAUGCAUGCAGUGUGGACGGGCCUUUAAGAAAUCCAGCAACCUCCUGAGCCACAUUGACACGCACAGUGGGGCCAAGCCGUAUGCCUGCGAGCUGUGCAGCAAGGCCUACUCGCACCAGGGCACCCUGCAGCAGCACAAGCGGUUGCACACAGGCGAGCGCCCCUACAAGUGCCCGUUCUGCAUCAAGGCCUACACCUGGUCCUCAGACUACCGCAAACACAUCCGCACGCACACCGGUGAGAAGCCCUACAAGUGCCUGGACUGCGAGAAGGCCUUUGUGCGCUCCUCGGACCUGCGCAAGCAUCAGCGCAACAUGCACAGCAAUGACAAGCCUUUCCCCUGCCAGGAGUGCGGCAAGACCUUCAACAAGCCAUUAUCGCUACUGCGCCACCAACGCACCCACCUGGGUGAGAAGCCUUUCCACUGUCCUGACUGUGGCAAGGAGUUUGCCGUGGCCAGCCGCAUGGUGGAGCACCAGCGCAUCCACACGGGCGAGCGUCCCUUCUCCUGUGCCAUCUGCGGCAAGUCUUUCACCAAGUCCUCCAACCUCUUUGAGCAUCAGACGCUGCACACUGGUGAGCGCCCCUUCAAGUGCUCUGAAUGUGGCAUGGCCUUCGCCCAGUCCUCACGCCUCAUCCGCCACCAGCGCAUCCACACCGGCGAGCGGCCCUUUGCCUGUGCCGAGUGCGGGCAUGCCUUCGCCCGCUCCUCCACCCUCAAAAGGCACCAGCAGAUCCAUAGUGGGGAGAAGGCCUACCUGUGCUCAGACUGUGGCAAGGCCUUCCGCCAUGCCUCGCAGCUUACCCAGCACAUGCGGGUGCAUACGGGGGAACGGCCCUACCAGUGCGCCCAGUGUGGCAAAGCCUUCACUCAGUCCACCCACCUCAUCCGCCACCAGGCCAAGCAUGAUGCCAGCAAUGGGGAGCCGUUCUCCUCUUCUGAUGAGUGAGUCCCUCCCUUGUGGGGCAGCUGGACACCAGGCACUCAACACACCUGUCUUCUAAGGGGCCAAAUACAACAGACCUGGGCUUCAUCAGGUAGAGCAAAUAUGAGAGAGGGUUUGUAUGUAAUAUGGAGCAGGCACCACUCUCUGACGAAGUUGCUUGUUGACUAGAGGAGGAGAUCUGCAAGUACUUUUCUUCAUAAAUGCACACGAAAAGACCCAACCAAAGCCCACCUGUGACAGGGGAUGCAGAUGAGGAGAGAGAUUAUGAAGACUACAUCCACUUUGUCAUCUGUCCAGGCACCAAGUUCAGCUGUUUACUAAGAUCUUCCUGCUGGACAAAAGUUCAAGAGCACAUUGCAAACUGACUGACACUCCAUAGCUGUUGCUCCUUCAUGGGCCCUCAUGCCAAUUCCUGCUGCCCCUUCAAGUGUAGUUCUACUUUGAAAAGGGACUAGGUAAGAAAAUGGAAGAUCUGCUCCCAGUACGUGUGUUCAGAGUUGCAUCUGACACAACACUGCUUUUUACUCCUGUUUGCCCUGCAGAGCCAAGUUAGCUAACGGAACUGAAGUCUAUUCCUGCUUGUGUGUCUUUAACAGAAUGGUUAAUGAGGAGCUGGUCUACAUGUAGAAAUCAUACUAGUUUCACUAAAUAGAUUUAAAAAUA